Molecule: messenger RNA, 1266 nt
Organism: Psilocybe cubensis
Lineage: Eukaryota; Fungi; Basidiomycota; Agaricomycetes; Agaricales; Agrocybaceae
Exons: 6
Coding region: 1-1266 (421 amino acids)
Biological process (GO): translational elongation
Cellular component (GO): cytoplasm; nucleus
Molecular function (GO): translation elongation factor activity
Source: RefSeq, a predicted model, not a curated record
AUGGCACCAGCUGGAACUUUGUGGACCACCGAUUACCAGGCGAAGGGCAAGAUCAUCAAGGCCGUCGCUGCCUUGAGCGGUGUUGAGAUCGCCCUCCCUGCUGCCUAUGAGCACAUGGUUGACAACAAGAAGCCUGAGUUCUUGUCCAAGUUCCCUCAUGGCAAGAUUCCUGCCUGGGAAAGCGCCAACGGCUUCAAGCUCUUCGAGGGCACCGUUAUUGCUCGUUACCUUGCCAGUGUUGCCCCCAACUCUGGACUGCUCGGAGGAUCCCCUGAGGAUGCCGCUCUCGUCGACCAAUGGAUUCACUUGACGGAAGCUGAGGUCGAUACUUUCACCGAUCUCAUCCGUGGCCUUUGCGUCGGCCUCUACCCUUACAACAAGGCUACCCAUACCACCCUUGUUGAACGCCAAACUCGCACCUUGAACACCCUCGAAGCCCAUCUUGCCACCCGUACCUUCUUUGUUGGUGAACGCAUUACCCUUGCUGACCUUACCGUUGCUGGCCUCGUUCAAAAAGCCGUUGGAAUCACCAUUGAUGCUGCCCUUCGCGCCAAACUCCCUAACCUUAUCCGCCAUCUCGAGACCAUCGUCAACCAGCCCAAACUUAAGGCUGUCUUCGGCGAGACCAGUUACGUUGACAAGGCCAUCCAAUUCACUCCUCCCGCUAAGGAAAAGAAAGAGGCCAAGCCUGCUGCUGCUCCUGCUCCCAAGGCUGAGAAGAAGCCAAAGGCCAAAGAGGACGAUGAUGAGGAUGACAAUCUUGUCCCAGCCGAACCCAAAGUCAAGAACCCCCUUGACGACCUCCCUAAGUCUUCCUUCAACCUUGAGGACUGGAAACGCGCGUACUCCAACAAGGAAACCCGCGGUGCCGGUGGUUCUAUCGAAUGGUUCUACGAGAACUUCGACUACGAUGGUUUCUCAGUCUGGAGGGUUGACUUCAAGUACAACGAUGAACUGACCCAGACUUUCAUGUCUUCCAACCAGAUUGGCGGCUUCUUCAACCGCCUCGAGGCUUCCCGCAAGUAUGUCUUCGGAUCCCUCGGUGUUCUUGGUACCACUGGCGACUCUGCCAUCUCUGGCAUCAUCAUCGCUCGUGGACAGGACAUCAUCCCUGUCAUCAACGUUGCUCCCGAUUACGAGUCCUACUCGUACACCAAGCUCGACGUGAAAAACUCCCCUGCUGACAAGGCCUUCUUCGAGGCUGCCCUUGCCUGGGAUCUCGAAAUCGAUGGCAAGAAGUGGGUUGAUGGCAAGAACUUGAAGUAA